GAGGGCGCGGCGUUGGGUUGUAAAACAGGCGUGGCCCGCGUUGCCCAAGAAGAGGCUUCCUGUCCGGACUCCAGAGCGGGGCUCCUACCAGGCUUUGGUUUCAGUCUGGGAUCUUCAGUGGGAGUUUGCUGCCUUGGAGGAGCCGGAUCCCAUGGAGAUCUCAAGGAGAGGAAGGAGCUGAAAACAGGCACAGAAUUUUCAAAGCAACUUCUGCGUCCUUUGCCCUAAGUUGGUGAAACUUCGCAGGUUCUCUCCAGGCUUCGGUUGGUUACCGUUCCAUAAAAGAUGCACUACUACCGGUAUUCUUCUGCUGAAAUCAGCUGUUGGUACAAGUACCUGCUCUUUAGUUACAACAUAGUAUUCUGGUUAGCUGGAGUUGCCUUCCUAGGAGCUGGUCUUUGGGCCUGGAGUGAAAAGGGUGUGUUGUCAGAUUUAUCCAAAAUGACACGACUCCAUGGUUUUGAUCCGGUGGUCCUUAUCUUGUUUGUUGGCGGGAUAAUGUUCAUUCUAGGAUUUGCUGGCUGUGUAGGAGCCCUACGGGAGAACAUCUGCCUUCUGAAAUUUUUCUGUGGCACAAUUGUACUAAUUUUCCUCAUGGAGUUGGCGGUGGCUGUUCUGGCAUUCCUGUUCCAAGACUGGGUGAGGGACCGAGUGGAGACAUUUUUCAAGAACAAUAUUAGGUCUUACCGAGACGACAUUGACCUGCAGAACCUCAUAGAUUCCUUGCAGAAAAUAAAUCAGUGUUGUGGUGCCCAGGAUCCAAAUGAUUGGAACCUUAAUAUUUACUUCAACUGCAGCAGUUCAAGCAAAAGUCGAGAGAGAUGUGGAGUCCCCUUUUCCUGUUGCAUCCAAGAUCCUGCACAAAAUGUUUUGAACACACAAUGUGGCUAUGAUGUCAGAAAUAUGUCGGUAUCUUUAUGGGAUGAAAGAAUCUACACCAAAGGUUGCAUCCCUGCACUGGAAGCUUGGUUGCCCCGGAAUAUUUACAUUGUGGCAGGAGUCUUUGUGGCAAUUUCUUUAUUGCAGAUAUUCGGGAUUUUCCUGGCGAGGACGCUGAUUUCUGAUAUUGAAGCUGUGAAGGCAGGCUUCCGAUUCUGAAGAUAAAAACAGAGAUUGACUGUGAAGAUAAGCUGAAUCCCAUGGCUCUUCAUUGUCAUCACAGCAAAAAAGAGAGGAAAGGAAAUGAAACUUGAAAUCUAGAAAUAGCUUGAAACAUCUAGAGCUGAAAGCCAUAAUAUUUCCUUUUAAAACAAUGUGUAGCUGGAUACCAUACUGCUUAGCUAGAAGCAAGAACCAGGGAAUCUUGUACCUCUUCCAUCCACCUCAUGAAUUGUUUCAUAACUUUAAUCUUUUGAAGGGAACAUAUGUAUUUCUUGCCUUUUGUAUCCAGAGGGAAGAUUCAAAAGGGGCAGCAGUGGACAUUGCUAGAAAUUUCUGCCCCAAAAUAAGUACUGUCUUAGUUCUCCUUUUACAGUAGUGAUAUCUUAUAAUUGUUGCAUUUCCAGUGUUGAUCAAUGCCUAGAAGAAAGUCCCACGAUGCCAGAUGUUUACAUCCUGGGGUCAGGCAUGGUAUAUGUGAAAGAUCUUUAAUAGUUGAAAUACUUGUUCAGGGAAUAUUGUGCCUCUUGGCAAACUGAAGUAUUCACUGUGCGAGAUUUUUAAAUGAGAGCCAUAUUUAUACAGAUGUUAGAACUAGGGUGGGGCUGGCUCCUAAAGUUACCUAAAGUCUUAAUAGGAGCCCUCGCCUUUGUGAAAAAAGCGAGCUUCUUUUAUUUUGACCAGAUCUAAUGUAUCCAUUUCAGAUGUUAGGGAUCAGAAGAGAAUCCUGGAGAUUUUUCAAAAGGACAUUCGUUGUACUGAAAAUCCUCACCUAUGUGGAUUUAUGAAGUAGUAGUGAUGUGUAGACUCAGAAGCAUUGGUCCACAGACCUUUUUGGAAAACUCAAAGACUGGAUGCUCCUAUACUGCCUUUCAGACAUUUGUGGUAUGGCAUUAUUUAUAGAUGUUUGAACAAAAAAAAUCUUCUCUUAUGAUUUUUCUAAUACUGUUUGAUAUAAUACUUAUAAAACCAUUUAUCUGCUGGACUGAUAAGUUGCUUGUUUUGAUAGUUCUAUGGAAGUGUAUCAGAAAUUUCCAGAAUUCCAUUUCCAUUCCUGUUCUCUCGUUUUCAUGAUAGUAUCUGAACCAAUUUAAGAAGCUUUUAAACUUGGGACGGACAGCUUUUGGGGAUUGAGGAGCUAUUAAGCUCCUCUGGCUCUACUGAGUGCAGUACUCCACUGUGUUGCCACAUAUUACCAGAUUGUAUUAGUACCAACAAGAAAGUAGUGACCCCUGCCCCUUGGUGGCAAAAUAUGGCAAUUUCUCCUUUAAUACAAGCACAAAGGAGCACAUAGGGACCACCAAAUGCAGCGCCCAAACAAGAGUCAAAGAACAUGAAAGGCACUGCAGACUAAUUCAACCAGAGAAAUCAGCCAUAGCAGAGCAUUUGAUGAACCAGCCUGGACACAGGAUAUUAUUUGAGAACACAAAAAUGCUGGACCAUUCCAACAACUAUCAUGUCAGACUACACAGAGAAGCCAUUGAAAUCCACAAGCAUGUGGACAAUUUCAACAGAAAGGAAGAAACCAUGAAAAUGAACAAAAUCUGGCUCCCAGUAUUACAAAAAACUCCAAAAUCAAAACAGUAGAUGGGAACCAACACUUUGAGGGCUUGACUGAACAAAGGAUGCCCCCAGGCAAGAGACAAAACAUUUCCAAUGCUAAUUAGGGUGAUUAACUGAAACAUUAAUGCUGGCUCCCAGUGACAAAGGACUCUUGCCACACCCUGGACUCUACACAGAUAUAUAUUCUUUCCUUUCCUUACUUAGUUUAUCCAUACCUCACAACCUCUGAGGAUGCCUGCCAUAGAUGUGGGCGAAACGUCAGGAGAGAAUACUUCUUGAACAUGGCCACACAGCCCGAAAGACAUACAACAACCCAACAAAGGAGCUCUUGUUUACAAACCUUAUCACAGUUCCACAAAGCCUUCCUUACUUUAAAGGCAAAUUGCUGUUUUGGGCAAUAAGGAUGUCGCUAGAAUUCAGUAUCAACGAGCAAAUUUGCUGGCAAAGGGUUUGGAGGAUCCCGCCAAAAAGGAAAGGAGAGGCAGGUACUUCUUGCUUAUUGACUCCUCCAGCUUUAAGCCUCACAAAGGAAAUUUGUCUGUUCUGUAUAUGCUAAAGUCCCCCCACAUAUAUGAAAGUUAAGGGGGCCAUGUAAAAGUUCAGUGGUAUUCACAACCUCUGAGGAUACCUGCAUAGAUGUGGGCGAAACAUCAGGAGAGAAUACUUCUGGAACAUGGCCAUACAGCCCGAAAAACAUACAACAACCCCACAAUGUAAUUUACUUCUGAGUAGAGACACAGGAUUGCACUGCAGUGAAAGCACUUUGAAUCUCUUAAAUGUAAUGGGUUUCUAAAUGUGCUUAACUCUGGCUAUGGUGUCACUGUUUUUCAUAUUGCUUUUUUUUUCAGGGACUUUGGGCUUUCCUACUGUCUAAAUACACAUUUAAAAGUUUGUAUUUGUAUACUUUUGUAUCUUUUUGUAAAUAGAACAAGCAGUAAGAACAAAAAAAAUAUGUAUGUGUGCUUCUCUUGUUUAAAAGACAGCAUUUCUCUGCCAGAAAUGUUAUGCUAUCUUGUUUUAUAGAAAACUAUUUUUGAAAACUAAAGUUACUUCCAGAAUUUAUAAGCCUUUGUUUAUGGACCGAUGAAAAUUGAGCCUGCAUUGAAUUUUUUAAAUUUAAAGACAA
Molecule: messenger RNA, 3787 nt
Organism: Anolis carolinensis (green anole)
Lineage: Eukaryota; Metazoa; Chordata; Lepidosauria; Squamata; Anolidae
Gene: tspan14
Product: tetraspanin 14
Exons: 9
Coding region: 286-1098 (270 amino acids)
Cellular component (GO): plasma membrane
Source: RefSeq, a predicted model, not a curated record